Messenger RNA from Ambispora leptoticha, 210 nucleotides. The record is from the annotation of a GenBank genome assembly. Lineage: Eukaryota; Fungi; Glomeromycota; Glomeromycetes; Archaeosporales; Ambisporaceae.
AUGCCAACAAGUCGCUCUGACGUUAGGACCAAUUUAUCAGAAUUUCGACAACUUGUUUCACGACGAUCAUCUCGAAAUCGCGAAAAGCGUCAUCAUGACAAUUUCUGCGACCUAUUGUUAGAACGGAAAGGAAAAUGGUACGCGAUAAAAGCAUUCCUUAAAUAUGAUAGUAAUUUACCGCUUUUGGAUAUUUUAGAAGCGACAUGUUAA